UUGAUAAAACUGAAAUCGGUUGGAACGUUUUGUCACAGAUGAGAAUAUUGUAAAAAUAUCAACACGAUAUUCUUAAUUAUAAUCAGGAGCACAAGUCAACAUGUUGGUGUUAUUUGAAACUCCAGCAGGAUAUGCUAUUUUUAAGUUACUUGACGAAAAUAAAUUAGCAGAAGUAGAAAAUCUCUAUCAUGAUUUCGAAACACCCGAAGCAGCUAAUAAAAUAGUUAAGUUAAAGCAUUUUGAGAAAUUUGUGGAUACAACUGAAGCUCUUGCAGCUACAACAGCGGCAGUAGAAGGCAAACUAUGUAAAUCAUUAAAAAAGAUACUUAAAAAAUAUUGCAAUGAACUUCAAGAACAAUUAGCUGUAGCUGAUGCUAAAUUAGGUAAUGCUAUAAAGGAUAAACUUAGUUUGUCUUGUAUUAGCAAUACUGCCAUACAAGAAUUAAUGAGAUGUAUACGGAGUCAAAUAGAUAGUUUAUUGGCUGGUCUUCCUAAGAAAGAAAUGACAGCAAUGGCAUUAGGUCUAGCACAUAGUCUUUCUAGAUAUAAACUGAAAUUUUCACCUGAUAAAAUUGAUACUAUGAUAAUACAAGCUGUUUGCUUAUUAGAUGAUUUAGAUAAAGAAUUAAAUAACUAUGUUAUGCGUUGUCGUGAAUGGUAUGGCUGGCACUUUCCAGAACUUGGGAAGAUUGUUACAGAUAAUAUAGCAUUUGUAAAAAUAGUAAAAAUAAUUGGAACUAGAGAAAACACUAUAAAUUCAGAUUUAUCUGAUAUAUUGCCUGAAGAUGUAGAGGAAAAGGUAAAAGAAGCUGCUGAAAUAUCUAUGGGAACUGAAAUUUCUGAAGAUGAUAUUUUAAAUAUUCAACAUUUAUGUGAUCAAGUUAUUGAAAUCUCUCAAUACAGAUCACAAUUAUAUGAUUAUCUUAAAGCAAGAAUGAUGGCAAUGGCUCCAAAUUUAACUGUACUUGUUGGAGAAUUAGUAGGAGCUCGUUUGAUUUCACAUGCAGGAUCUUUAAUUAAUCUUGCUAAGCAUCCAGCAUCUACAGUACAAAUCCUUGGUGCAGAAAAAGCUCUCUUUAGAGCAUUGAAAACUAAAAAGGAUACUCCUAAAUAUGGUUUAAUUUAUCAUGCACAACUUGUUGGACAAUCUUCAACAAAAAAUAAGGGAAAAAUGUCUCGAAUGUUAGCAGCUAAAGCUUCUUUGGCCACUAGAAUAGAUGCAUUGGGAGAAGAUGGAAGCUUUGAUUUUGGUGCUGAACAUAAGGCAAAGUUAGAAUCACGUUUGAGGAUAUUAGAAGAAGGAAAUCUUCGUAGAAUUAGUGGAACAGGCAAAGCAAAAGCCAAAUUUGAAAAAUAUCAUACUAAGAGAGAAUAUAUGCAAUAUCCUACUGCUGCUGAUACAACUCUUCCAAGUGGAAAAAGGCGACAUUCUGAAAUUGAGGAUAAAAAGCCAUUAAUUGAAGAUAUUACAAAACUAGAUGAAGAAAUACAAAAGAAAAAGAAAAAGAAGGAAAUGAGUGAUGAUACAGAAGAUUCAAUAACUCAACAAAUUAUUCAACCAGAAGAGGAAACUACACCAAUACUGAAAAAGAAAAAAAAGAAAAUUAAAGUAGAGGAAACGGUAGGUGAUAAUACUGAAGGUAGCAUAAAGGUUGAGAAGGAAGAGAAAGCAGUUGAAAUAGGUUCUGAAGCAUCAGGUGAGCAAAUAAAGAAGAAAAAGAAAAAAAAAGAUAAACAGGAAUUAAAAAUUAAAGAAGAAUUUCAAGAAAUUGAAGAGACUGUGGUUCCAGAUGAAGAAAAUACUGAAAAAGUUAUAAGUGAAAAAAGAAAAAAAAAGAAAAAGAAAUCUCAAGAUGAAUGA
Messenger RNA from Habropoda laboriosa, 1861 nucleotides. RefSeq names its product nucleolar protein 58 (gene nop5). NCBI's taxonomy places the organism in Eukaryota, Metazoa, Arthropoda, Insecta, Hymenoptera, Apidae. Gene Ontology annotation, molecular function: snoRNA binding. Gene Ontology annotation, cellular component: box C/D methylation guide snoRNP complex; small-subunit processome. The coding region runs from base 101 to 1861 and encodes 586 amino acids. The record is from RefSeq and is a predicted model, not a curated record. The transcript has 4 exons.